AUGCUAGACCUUAUCAAAGCCGUUGGGAUUGUCUUCGCUCUGUCUUUCAUCUCCUCCUCCUUCUCCACAUUCGUAAUUCGUGAACGAAAGUGUGGCUUUAUGGCAAUGCAACUGCUAGCCGGACAGAAUCGUGUUGUCUACUGGGGCAUGUCCUAUUUGUGGGACUUCCUCUCCAUCAUCAUCCCCAUCACAAUCAUCGUAAUUGUCUUCAUUAUCUUUAAUGAACAGGCCUACAUUGGGAAAGACCACGUUGGUGCAUUUAUUGUGCUCAUGUUAACCUAUGGACUCGCGAUCACUCCCCUCAUGUAUUGCUUCACAUUUGCCUUUCGCGUUCCAUCAGUGGCGUUUGUUACCCUACUUGCGAUUAACAUUAUUGUGGCCACGGUUACUGCCGUUAUUUUUUACACGCUUGACCUCAUUUCGUAUGAAAAUCCCAAUAUUAAGCCAGUAGUUCAAGUGCUGGAAAAAGUUUUCCUCAUCUUUCCUCAAUUCGCCUUCUGUCGCGGAUUCUACGAGUUGGCCAAGCGCCACACCCUUAAUCAACAAGGCCUGCAACAACUCGUCGGCGCCUAUGGCAUCUUUGGUUGGGGCGUGAUGACGGCGAAACUUGUUGCGCUGCUCAUUGAAGCGGUAGUCUUCUCGGGUCUGGUUCUACUCAUCUCAUACACCAGUGGAGCGAAUACAUGUGAGAAAUGCAAAAAGAGACGUUGGAAGAAGGCGGAAUUAGCCAUGGCAGGCACUCUUGGCGGGGACUCCAAACCAGUAGUCAGUGAAGAUGUCAUGGAGGAGAUCGGACGUGUUGAAAAUUUUCUCUACCAUGGGUCCUCCCUAGACAGGUGUGAUUCAACUUGGAGUAAAUCCACGAAGCUUGAUCCACCUGGCCAACAGUAG
Echinococcus granulosus is the source of this 891-nucleotide messenger RNA. Its product is annotated as ATP-binding cassette sub-family A member. The record is from RefSeq and is a predicted model, not a curated record. Gene Ontology annotation, molecular function: ABC-type transporter activity. NCBI's taxonomy places the organism in Eukaryota, Metazoa, Platyhelminthes, Cestoda, Cyclophyllidea, Taeniidae. Bases 1 to 891 code for a protein of 296 amino acids. Gene Ontology annotation, cellular component: membrane. The transcript has 2 exons.